CGAUGCGCGGCCAGGGUAACUUACGCCCCUCCUAUGCUCCUCUCCCCCCUUCAUCCACUCCAACAACGCCCCGUCCGCUUGCUCUACUCUCUAGGCAGAUCCGACUGCAUCUACUUCUUACCAUUACUGGGCUCUACAGUACCGGUCUGCUGAGCCGCAUAUGUGCAGGUGCAGUCCUUCCGUCGUGGGCAGGCCCCAUUCGCACACAUGGCAAAGGUCGCCUCCAAUCUUCUCCACGGAUACAAGCGACUGGCAAGUCUUUCAAAGGUUCCAGUUCACUCACUACCGUACCAUUCGCCUCCUGUGCCACGAAAAUAGUAGCUACCUACCCAAUUCAGAAGAUCAUGAUUGAGUGAUAGAGUUUGUCCCGAAGUAGCAAUAGUGAAUAAUAAUCCACCAUCAUCAUACGAUUCAAG
This is a messenger RNA of Aaosphaeria arxii CBS 175.79, 416 nucleotides long. RefSeq lists its product as uncharacterized. The annotation marks the transcript as partial. The record is from RefSeq and is a predicted model, not a curated record. The transcript has a single exon. NCBI's taxonomy places the organism in Eukaryota, Fungi, Ascomycota, Dothideomycetes, Pleosporales.